This is a messenger RNA of Phlebotomus papatasi, 1726 nucleotides long. Its product is annotated as glycine N-methyltransferase. Gene Ontology annotation, cellular component: cytosol. Bases 194 to 1051 code for a protein of 285 amino acids. Gene Ontology annotation, biological process: regulation of gluconeogenesis; one-carbon metabolic process; protein homotetramerization. The record is from RefSeq and is a predicted model, not a curated record. The transcript is spliced from 5 exons. Lineage: Eukaryota; Metazoa; Arthropoda; Insecta; Diptera; Psychodidae. Gene Ontology annotation, molecular function: S-adenosyl-L-methionine binding; glycine binding; glycine N-methyltransferase activity.
AUUACUAUGAAGAGAGAGAAUAUAGGAUGAUUUUUAUUCUUGUAUUGAAACAACUCCUUAUCUUUACUAUAAAUAAUAUUACGAAAAUUAUAAAUUCACCAAAUCCACACCAGAGCUGGUCAGAACAGUUGUGAUCAUCCUCGGGAGUAGAACAUCUUUAAAUUCUGUGUUAUUGUGAGGUGUUAUUGCAAAAAUGCUUGACGGUGUGAUAUAUACGCGAUCUUCCGGGGUUUCCGCUGAAGGUGUUAAAGAUCAGUAUGCUGAUGGAAAGGCUGCCAAAGUAUGGGAGAUCUUCAUCGGAGACAAGAGAUCCAGGACGGACAACUACAGGAAUUUCCUGAUAAAUCUCCUCAAGAAGCACAACUGCAAGAGAAUCCUCGAUGUUGCUUGUGGAACUGGAAUUGACUCAAUUUUGUUGGUGGAAGAGGGAUUUGAAGUGGUAUCAGCGGAUAUUUCGGAUAAAAUGCUCAAGUAUGCCCUUCAGGAACGCUGGGAACGCCGAAAAGAGAAAGCUUUUGAUAAUUGGGUGAUUGAGGAAGCCAACUGGCUGACGGUAUCGCAGGAUCUAGGCCAUUUGAUUGGAGAUGGAUUUGACGCUGUGAUCUGUUUGGGAAAUUCUUUCGCUCACAUGACUGACUCCUAUGGGGAUCAGCGUGAUCAGAAGCUGGCCAUUGCGAACUUCGAGAGGUGCGUGAAGCCUGGAGGACUCCUCCUGAUCGACCAUCGCAAUUAUGACAACAUUCUCAAGACUGGAAGUACACCGUCCAAGUGCAUCUAUUAUAAUAAUCAGCACAUGUCUGACAUCAAGACCUCAGUGCUGUACGUGAGUGGAAAGCCAUCGCAGGUCAUUCUGGAUUACUCAAUCAGCAAUGGGAAUGAGACAAGUGAAUUCCGAUUGUCGUACUAUCCGCACAAGUUGGAGGUUUUCAAGAGGAUGCUUGAGGAGGUGUUCGGCAAGAAGGCCAAAUACAGCAUCUAUGGAGACUUUAAACCACUCACUGAAGUUCAAAAUCCCGGAUUCUACAUCCAUGUCGUCCAGAAAUCCGAAUAAAUACUUCUUUUGUUGAGGAAUUCUUGGAAGCCUGAAAAAUACUCAAACCCCUUUCGAUUAAUAAAUAAUAAACUGGAUUUUUUAACUAGAAAUCAUUCACUGUUAAUACGUCAAGUUCAAUGAAUUUGUACAACUUUCCCAGAUGUUAGAUAACCAGUGUAACAUGAGAAAAAUCCAAAUGAUUUUCACACAAAAAAACUAUAGUGUAAGUUUUCCUGAUCUUAUUGCUUCAUCGCGAAACCGGCACCGGCGAUUCGUGAGGCGCAAUUUGUAAUUGGAAAACUGGUUUCUGCAGAAAUUGCAAUACGAUAUGUUGGCGUGCAUAAAAGUAUGCUUGAGUUGCUCGAAUGGAAAUUCCCUCGACGCUUAUGAGCGAUAAAUUCUGUGUCAUCAAUUAAUCUUUCGCGGGAUCUGCAUAAAAAGCAAUAAAAUUAAUGCUCAAUUUAUUUAAAUAUAAUUUCAAAUAAAUUCAUUUAAUUACAUUUGACAUAAAUAAUAAACUUUCAGUGUUGAUUCUCUUGAAGUACGUUUCUCUUGAAUGAAAUCCCUCUUAUUAAUCUUCACAGUAAAAAAUAAAUAAAUUAUCAUCUCUCUUUUUGAAUAAAUUAACAUGUGAAAAUUUCAAUCUAUUGUAGUAAACAAUUUAAAUAAAAAACCAUUUGCUAAAUUACAAAA